AUAUAACGUUACGAGAAACAGAACGUUCCUUAUCCUUCACAUCCCAGAGAGGUGUCCGGUCUGUCACUGUUUCCCCAUUCCAUUUUAGCACAUUCUGUCAACCCCGACCGAACGAUUUGUCCCUCUCUCAGUAAACAUGUCUAAGGGACCAGCAGUUGGAAUCGAUCUUGGAACCACCUACUCCUGUGUUGGUGUGUUCCAGCAUGGCAAAGUUGAAAUCAUUGCCAAUGACCAAGGCAACAGGACCACACCCAGCUAUGUGGCUUUCACAGAUACCGAGAGACUGAUUGGAGACGCAGCCAAGAAUCAGGUUGCCAUGAACCCUACCAACACAGUUUUUGAUGCCAAACGAUUGAUUGGCCGGAGGUUUGAUGAUGGCGUUGUACAGUCAGACAUGAAGCACUGGCCAUUUUCUGUAAUCAAUGACAGCAGCCGCCCCAAGGUUCAGGUUGAAUACAAGGGUGAAACUAAAUCCUUCUACCCAGAGGAAAUCUCCUCUAUGGUGUUGACAAAGAUGAAGGAAAUUGCUGAGGCCUACCUUGGAAAAACUGUCAACAAUGCUGUGAUCACAGUACCUGCUUACUUCAAUGACUCCCAGCGUCAGGCCACCAAGGAUGCUGGCACCAUCUCUGGCCUCAAUGUUUUGCGUAUAAUCAAUGAACCAACUGCAGCUGCUAUUGCCUAUGGGCUGGACAAGAAGGUUGGGUCAGAGAGGAACGUGCUCAUCUUUGAUCUCGGUGGUGGCACUUUCGAUGUUUCCAUCUUGACCAUCGAGGAUGGAAUCUUUGAAGUGAAAUCCACUGCUGGAGAUACUCAUCUUGGUGGGGAAGACUUUGACAACCGCAUGGUUAACCACUUCAUUGCCGAGUUCAAACGCAAGUACAAGAAGGACAUCAGCGACAACAAGAGGGCAGUCCGACGUCUGCGUACUGCUUGUGAGCGGGCAAAGCGCACCUUGUCUUCCAGCACCCAGGCCAGCAUUGAGAUCGACUCUCUCUAUGAGGGAGUUGACUUCUACACCUCUAUCACCAGAGCUCGUUUUGAGGAGCUCAAUGCUGAUCUCUUCCGUGGAACUCUUGACCCAGUGGAGAAGUCUCUCCGUGAUGCCAAGAUGGAUAAAGGUCAGAUCCAUGACAUUGUCUUGGUAGGUGGCUCCACCCGUAUCCCCAAAAUCCAGAAGCUCCUUCAGGAUUUCUUCAAUGGAAAAGAGCUGAACAAGAGCAUCAACCCAGACGAAGCUGUGGCUUACGGAGCUGCUGUCCAGGCUGCCAUUCUGUCUGGAGACAAGUCUGAGAAUGUACAGGACCUGCUCCUUCUGGAUGUUACUCCUCUGUCCCUGGGUAUCGAGACAGCUGGAGGUGUCAUGACUGUCCUGAUCAAACGCAACACCACCAUUCCAACAAAGCAGACCCAGACCUUCACCACAUACUCUGACAACCAGCCUGGUGUGCUUAUCCAGGUCUAUGAGGGAGAGCGUGCUAUGACAAAGGACAACAACCUUCUGGGGAAGUUCGAAUUGACAGGAAUUCCUCCUGCUCCUCGUGGCGUUCCACAGAUUGAGGUGACAUUCGAUAUUGAUGCUAAUGGCAUCAUGAAUGUCUCUGCUGUUGACAAAAGCACUGGCAAGGAGAACAAGAUCACUAUCACAAACGACAAAGGUCGCCUCAGUAAGGAGGACAUCGAGCGCAUGGUUCAGGAAGCUGAAAAAUACAAGGCAGAGGAUGAUGUGCAACGUGACAAGGUGGCUGCAAAGAAUGGCCUGGAAUCUUAUGCUUUCAACAUGAAGUCAACUGUGGAGGAUGAGAAGCUUGCUGGAAAGAUCAGCGACGAUGACAAGCAGAAGAUCUUGGAUAAGUGCAAUGAAGUGAUCAGCUGGCUAGAUAAGAACCAGACUGCUGAAAAGGAUGAGUAUGAACACCAACAGAAGGAACUGGAGAAGGUGUGCAACCCUAUCAUCACAAAGCUGUACCAGAGUGCUGGUGGGAUGCCAGAAGGCAUGCCUGGUGGCUUCCCAGGAGCAGGUGGUGCUGCUCCCGGUGGCGGAUCCUCUGGCCCAACCAUCGAGGAGGUCGACUAAACAUGCCAUCCCCUCAAACCUACCUCCUGGGAUGUUAAGACCGAAGCCCUCUUACAGCAGAAGUUACAAGCUUAAGAGUGUAUUGACUAGGUCCAUAACUGCAUUGACACAUGGAAAACUUGUCUGCAAACACUGAUUUGACAUGUCUUGUUUUAUAGACUGUCACUUCCUUAAAAAUAAAAUUUGCAACUGUUGA
This is a messenger RNA of Poecilia latipinna (sailfin molly), 2273 nucleotides long. It is a transcript of the gene hspa8, whose product is annotated as heat shock protein 8. The transcript is spliced from 9 exons. Gene Ontology annotation, molecular function: ATP-dependent protein folding chaperone; ATP binding. Lineage: Eukaryota; Metazoa; Chordata; Actinopteri; Cyprinodontiformes; Poeciliidae. The record is from RefSeq and is a predicted model, not a curated record. The coding region runs from base 137 to 2077 and encodes 646 amino acids.